UAUUUGCUCACACUCGUCUCGUCAUCCCUCUACGCAGCCAAGUAGAAGAUGUCGGGAGACGGGUUUGGAGCUGGACCCUGCGAUGCCCAGCAGACCCUGCAGUCCUUUUGGCCCCGGGUGAUGGAGGAGAUCAGGAACCUGACCAUAAAGGAUUUCCGCGUGCAGGAGCUGCCCUUGGCUCGAAUCAAGAAAAUCAUGAAGCUGGAUGAAGACGUCAAGAUGAUCAGCGCCGAGGCUCCGGUCCUGUUUGCCAAAGCCGCUCAGAUCUUCAUCACGGAGCUCACCCUGAGAGCGUGGAUCCACACCGAGGACAACAAGAGGCGGACGCUACAGAGGAACGACAUCGCAAUGGCGAUAACAAAGUUCGACCAGUUCGACUUCCUGAUUGACAUCGUGCCGCGGGACGACCUGAAGCCCCCUAAACGGCAGGAGGAGAUGCGUCAGUCGGUAGCUCCCGCAGAGCCGGUGCAGUACUACUUCACCUUGGCCCAGCAGCCUGGAGCUGUGCAGGUGCAAGGCACGCAGCAGGGUCAGCAGGCGGGAGCGCAGACGGCUACGACCAUCCAGCCCGGACAGAUCAUCAUCACGCAGCCGCAGCAAGGACAGAUGUUGCAAGGUGCCACCAUGCAGCAGUUACAGCAGGUGCAGGUGCAAUCACAAGGCACACCCAUCACGAGCGCGCCCGUCGCCAUGCAGGUGGGCGAGGGCCAGCAGGUGCAGAUCGUUCAAGCCGCCGCAGCCCAGGGUCAGGCUCAGACCGCUCAGGCACAAGGCCAGACCAUGCAGGUCAUGCAGCAGAUCAUCACCAACACAGGAGAGAUUCAGCAAAUCCCGGUGCAGCUAAACACCGGCCAGCUACAGUACAUCCGGCUAGCCCAGCCAGUCUCUGGAGCGCAGGUGGUCCAGGGACAGAUUCAGACUCUGGCAAACACGCAGCAGAUCACACAGACCGAGGUGCAGCAAGGACAGCAGCAAUUCAACCAGUUUACCGACGGACAGCAGCUGUAUCAGAUUCAGCAGGUGACGAUGCCAGCGGGACAGGAACUGACCCAGCCCAUGUUCAUCCAGUCCGCCAACCAGACGACCGAUGCGCAGGUCACGCAGGUCAGCACCGACUGAGCCCGACCCGGAACCGUUCACAGCAACGCGCUCGCCGGCCCGGCUGACGCCGACAGACAUCGACUCCACCGAGGGAUUCUCCGACAUCUUGAUUUGAAAGCACCGCAGAUUUGAAACGAGGGACCUGAGAAGUUGCAACGAAACUCGUGUUUUCUAAUAAAUUUAUACCACUGGAUUGAAAACCAAAGGGACGCUGUUAGACUCCAAUCAAAAAUGACAUUUUAUUCCAACCUCUCUCUCACGUUUCCUUUUUGUACUCUUGUCUCUGACAUCACAUAAAAAAAAAAACAACAACAUACGUGUAAAUAUAAAGACUGAGGGCGUCUGCCUGGUUUCUGUUUCUUCUUGGCUGCAAGAAUUGAUUGAUUUAUAAAUUUGGUCACCUGCAUCGGUCCACGAUGGUCCUCCUGAGGCUAAUGUGCACCAUGAAUCUGCCAGGUGUGACUUAGGAGGGACAGGUAGUGUAAACAAAAAUGCAUGCAUGUCGACCAGAUCCCAGACUGUUUGUCCCCAUGGAAACCACACAGCAGCCUAAUUUUUCAUUCUUUCUACCGUAACGGAUCCCAACUUUAAAGGAACAGGAAAGCUUUUCUGAUUCCCCCCCUCUUCAUGUUGAAGUGAAGUGGGAAAAAUCUCUGUGUUUGUGACAUUUUUUGGUUAGCUGUAGCCUCGUUUUCCCUCCGUGUUUGGUUGCAUUACUUGAAGCCAUAUUUCUCAGAUAAGGUUUAAUGAUUUCAUUUCUCUGUUGUGUUAUCUCUCACAUUGUUGAAGCACGGCUUUCCUUUUGUAAGGGCUUCACACCGUAUAGACUAGCAGUGUAUUUAUGCCCAGGUGAGUGUAUUUGAUUGUGUUUUGGGCGUCCGCACGCGACGUUACGCUUCCACACCGUUCCUCCUCUGGUCUGUAGAGCAGAGAACCGUCACUCCGCCUUCUUUAUCCACUUUCUCACAGCCCGCUCCUCUCGGGAGGUUUUCCCUGGUUAAUGUCUCGCGAGUCGGGAGCAAAUAAAACUUUGAUUUUGGCCCUCGUAACUCUCCCGUUAUCUUUUUGUACAGUAUAAUUAUCAAUGUUCUUGUUGUUUUGCAUGUAGUCUAAAUUGCCAGCAUGAAAUGCAAUAGCUAGGUACAAUUUUAUUUUUCAUUUUUGUAAAACAAUUCUGUGAAAAAAAAACAAACAAUUAAAAGGCGUAACUUGUGUAAAA
This is a messenger RNA of Fundulus heteroclitus (mummichog), 2320 nucleotides long. It is a transcript of the gene nfyc, whose product is annotated as nuclear transcription factor Y, gamma. Gene Ontology annotation, cellular component: CCAAT-binding factor complex; nucleus. Gene Ontology annotation, molecular function: protein heterodimerization activity; DNA binding; DNA-binding transcription activator activity, RNA polymerase II-specific. The coding region runs from base 49 to 1119 and encodes 356 amino acids. The record is from RefSeq and is a predicted model, not a curated record. The transcript has 10 exons. NCBI's taxonomy places the organism in Eukaryota, Metazoa, Chordata, Actinopteri, Cyprinodontiformes, Fundulidae. Gene Ontology annotation, biological process: regulation of DNA-templated transcription.